Chanos chanos (milkfish) is the source of this 4276-nucleotide messenger RNA. It is a transcript of the gene bmp2k, whose product is annotated as BMP2 inducible kinase. Lineage: Eukaryota; Metazoa; Chordata; Actinopteri; Gonorynchiformes; Chanidae. The transcript has 17 exons. The record is from RefSeq and is a predicted model, not a curated record. Gene Ontology annotation, molecular function: protein kinase activity; ATP binding. Bases 772 to 4119 code for a protein of 1115 amino acids. Gene Ontology annotation, biological process: protein phosphorylation.
CUUGGUGAGGAAAAGAGGACCCAAGACGACAUGAUUUGACAGUAACAGCCAACAUUACACGCAAAAGUGGAAGCGCGGCGUGUUUGUGAGGACGAAGUUAUGUUAUUCCUAUACACGUUGUCCUCAGAAAGAAACAGCAAACGCUGAUAGGCAAGAGGAGCCAGCCAGCUAGCUAGCUAGCUAACUAUCAAAGGGGGAAGUACAGACAGAGAAGUCGCGGGGACAGAGGGGGAAGGUGUUUCUUUGGCUCUGUUGGUGGUGUUUGAGAGUUAGCUAGCUGGCCAGCUAGCCUAGCUCUACCACACACACACACCCUUCCUAUUUUUUUCCCCGCAAACACCGGGAAUUUCCUUUUUGAAGCAGCAGGACUGCAUGUGAGAAAGAGACAUGCUGCGCUGAAACGCUUACAAACUGUGCGUCAGCUGAAACAGUCUUGUUAACAUUGCUGUCAGCUUGGUCAUAUCUGCAGUCAGAAUUACAACAAUCUACGGGAACGACACUUGAUUAUUGCCUGGGCACGCGGCGGCUUUUGGAGAACGUGCAUCUGUCAGGGUUUUGGAAGACCCGAAUACUCGUCAGCUUUUCUGUUUACAUGUUGCUAGCAAUAAUGGUGUUCAAGUAUUUACGGGUCUGAGGGCACCUAAAACUCAGCUCGAGAGUUUGUAGGACAAAGGGUGGAGAUGAGUUGGUAGGGAAAAGUGAAGUGUCGGUUGGUAUUGUCUGUACGUUAGUUUGUACAUCGGUGGAGGAUUUCAGAUACCGACAAGAAGAAUGAAGAAGUUUUCGCGUAUGCCGAAGUCCGAAGGCGGUGGACUUUCUGGUUCCGGAUCGGGCACUGGAAGCAGCAAUUACAUCGGUCGCAUGUUUACUGUUGGCCGAUACCAGAUAUUAGUGGAUGACCUAAUCGCAGAAGGGGGUUUCUCCAUGGUGUUUGUGGGUCGCACUCGAGAGGGGCCGUGUGCCCUGAAAAGGAUGUACGUCAACAACGUGUCCGACCUAAACAUCGCCAAGAGAGAGAUCACGAUCAUGAAAGAGCUGUCUGGCCAUAAGAAUAUUGUGGCAUACCUGGACUCCACCAUCAGUGCAGUGAGAGAUAGUGUUUGGGAAGUUCUGAUUCUUAUGGAGUACUGCAAAGCUGGCCAGGUAGUCAAACAGAUGAACCAUCGUCUUAAUGUGGGUUUCACUGAGAAAGAGGUCCUCUGUAUCUUCUGCGACACAUGUGAGGCCGUCGCAAGGCUGCACCAGUGCAAGACGCCAAUCAUUCACAGAGACCUGAAGGUGGAAAAUAUUCUUCUGAACAACCAAGGGCAGUACGUCCUGUGUGACUUUGGAAGUGCCACUAACAAAAUCCUCCAACCGCAUAAAGACGGAGUAACAGCCGUGGAGGACGAAAUUAAAAAAUACACAACGCUGUCCUACCGAGCGCCAGAGAUGGUUAACCUGCAUGAGGGAAAAGCCAUCACCACUAAGGCUGACAUAUGGGCACUUGGAUGCUUGUUGUACAAGCUCUGUUUCUUCACGCUUCCAUUUGGGGAGAGUCAAGUUGCCAUAUGUGAUGGAACCUUCAGCGUUCCGGAUAAUUCGAAAUUCUCGAAUGAGCUUCACUGCUUGAUAAGAUACAUGCUGGAACCUGAUCAGGAUAAAAGACCAGACAUCUAUCAAGUAUCGUACUUUGCCUUCAGACUGGCCGGCAGGGACUGCCCUGUGCCCAACCUCUUUAGCUCUCCUAUUCCCACGUCGCUUCCAGAGCCACUGACAGCCAGUGACAUCGCUGCUAAAAAGAGCCUCACGAAAGCCAGGAUUACAGAUUCGGUGGGGCCGACAGAAACGUCCAUCGCCCCUAGACAGAGACCAAAGGCAGCCAACAGUAACGUCCUCCCCCUCGCCAACUCUGUGACGCCUGUGAAGAUGACCGUCCCCUCAGGGGCACUCAGCAACGCCUCUGGGAACGGCCAGCCAGCUGUUCAGAUGCAGAACAGCAGUCAGCCAAACAGAGUCCUCCAGCAGUUACAGCCUGGAGACGUCCGGCUUCAGCAACUCCACCAACAGCACCAACAACAACAACAACAACAUCUUCAUCAUCAACAUCAACAACAUCAGCAGCAGCAGCAUGUCCAGCAGCUUCAGUACCUACAGUAUCAGCAGGCCAUGCAGCAGACUCUCCAGAUGCAGCAGCAGCAGCAGCAGCAGCAGCACAUGCUCCACCCACACAUGCUCAUGCAGACCGUGUAUCCUCAGCAGGCCCACUACGCCGCCAUGAUGCAGCAGUAUCAGCAGGCUUUUGUCCAGCAGCAGCAGCAGCAGCAGCAGUGUGGCCCCGCCCAGCAACUGCCCUAUGUCACCUCCCCUGUCGAGUUUCACACUCCUCUGGGCUCUUAUAACCCGGCUGUGCCGGGACACGCCGGACCUUCUCCCGUGGAUCCUCCAUACACUAACCCCAGUAGAAACACAGUAUCCAGCGCUGAGGUGUUAAGUCCGCCGCCUCAGAAUGUCAGUAAUCCUCCGGAUAUGUCUGGCUGGAACCCGUUUGGUGAGGACAACUUCUCCAAACUGACGGAGGAGGAACUUCUGGACCGAGAGUUUGACCUUCUGAGAGCAAAUAAGCCAGCGGAGAGGGCGACUAGCGCGGACGUGGGCGCGGACAGACAGCAGCCGGCCCUGCAGUCACCCCCCGAGGACCCGUUUGGUUCAGCUCCGUUCCUGGCCAACGCAGGCAAGUUUUGGCCCUGCGUGCAUCCCGUGGACCAACCACAGGAGGAGCAUGGUAGUCCCGUGGUGCUGGCUGUGUUCGAAGAGGCCGUCCAGCCAUCGGCCGAGGAAAAGGAGCCCACGAAAAAGACCAGUUCCUCCGACCCCGCGCCUCACAAAGCCGGCGACGAGUCCGAGAGCGACUUCGAGUCCGACCCGCCCUCCCCCAAGAGCAGCGAGGACGAGGAGCAGGAGGAGGACGAGGGGCUGAACAGCGAGCACGACGACACGGAGCCGGAGAACCUGGGCCAGAGACCGCUGCUCAUGGAUUCCGAGGAAGAAGGAGAAGAGGAAGAGGAAAAGCAUAGUUCCGACUCCGACGACGACCAGAGAAAGGGGAAAGUGCGUACGGCCAGGCUGAUGGGCCACAAAGCCGCCGCGGUUUCCAAGGCGCCCACCAAGAGCCAGCCCGGUUCUAACCUGAUCACGCCCCCUCUGUCGCCCAGUUCUGACGAGCCCGUCGCCAGCGAGGUGGACGUCUUCGGGGCCGUGCCCUUUGUGGGCGGUGGGCAGCCGAAGCCGCCUCCCGAAAGCGCCGACGUUUUCACCAAGGCUCCCUUCCGGCAGGUGAGCCAGGAGAACACCAUCGAGGAGAUCGACGUGUUCACCAAAGCGCCCUUCAGCAGGAACCUCUCCAAGUCCAGCUGGAGCGGUGAAGGUCCGACGGGCCAAACGCCGCCCAUUUCCCCCGACGCCGUGGACGUGUUUGGCUUCUCGCCUUUCCAGCCCGGCCACGCCGCGCCCUCUUCCCGGAGCCAGGAGGACAUCUUCGGCCAGGCACCUUUCGAAGAGGAGCCCACCCCGCAGCAGCAGAUACUGAAGCAACGCAACCUUCAGAAACUGUCCUCGCGACAGAGACGGACGAAGUCCGAGGCGUCGGGCGGAAACGGCAAACGUCACCACGGGACCCCGACGGGCGGCCGCAAGAGCAACAAGCCCAGCUACCGUACGCCGGAGCGCGUGCGAAGACACAAAAAGGUGGGCAGGAGGGACUCGCAGAGUAGCAACGAGUUCCUCAACGCCUCCGACUCCAAAGAGAACAUUAGUAUGGACGAGGUGAUGGAAAAGAGCGUGGCCCUACCUUCGGAGGACGUUCUGCUGGACCCGUUCGGCGCCAAACCCUUCCACCCGCAAGACGGCGUCCGACACGGGCAGCACCAGAGCUUAGGGGACGCUAAGAGCGACCUCAACGCGGCCAAUAGCAGACCCCGGGCCAGUUCCCUGCAGUUCCCUGCUUUCGCCGACGGGAACGUGAUGGACGAUUUUGGGGCGGUGCCGUUUACGGAACUGGUGGUCCACGGCAGCGCUCAGCAGAACCCACAGGUGGAUCUGGAUCCCUUUGGCGCUGCUCCCUUCCCAUCGAAGCAUUGAGUGUCUUUGUCUUCCCACAGUCUCACACGCACACACACACACACACACACACACACACACACAGAGCUAUGAUAUGCAAAAAUCAAAGCAGCCUUCCUGGAGCGUCCUUUAUGGAUGGCAGCUUGUUUUUGUUCAGAUUGCAGCGUUUGGCCAAAUU